Loa loa (African eye worm) is the source of this 168-nucleotide messenger RNA. RefSeq lists its product as hypothetical. Lineage: Eukaryota; Metazoa; Nematoda; Chromadorea; Rhabditida; Onchocercidae. The record is from RefSeq and is a predicted model, not a curated record. Gene Ontology annotation, molecular function: chloride channel activity. Bases 1 to 168 code for a protein of 55 amino acids. The transcript is spliced from 2 exons.
AUGCUUGGCUUCUUUGUGCAAACUAUUGUCAAACGUUGGUUAGUACUAUUUGAAAAUAUGGGCUACAUUGAAAGCACAUCGAUAUAUAUCGGUGGAUAUGUAUAUGGUACAGAUGACAAAUCACGUUUAUUACGUCGAACAAUGGCACGUUACUUGUGUUUAACAUAA